AUGCUAUUACUAUCUAAAGUUGAUGCAGAUCUACUUCAAUUGAAGGACAGUGCAGUUGAUGAAAAUGUUAUCAAUUUAUACCUUGGAAACUCAGAAAAUGGUAUAAGUCACGGUGUUAAAAAUUCAGAUGAUGAUAUUAGAAGCAGUUUCGCCUCUACUGUGGAACUUUCCAAUAGCAAUCAUAUCUCUUACCAUCUGUCCAUGGCUAACACCGUUAUAACACUAUAUCCUGUGGAAAAAAACCUUUUUAACAAGACUAUCAAUUUAUUUUUACCUGAGCCUACGAUGAAUCAACACCAUACGUUAACGAUUCAAGAAUUCAAUGGAUGUCUGUUAAUUAAUACGAUAUUGCAAAACGGUAUUUACCUUUUAAUUGAGCUGCCGUUGAAAUACAUCUUUUCUCCAAACGAACGUCUCGAUCACGACUGGUUUAAGGCUUUCAAUCCUUAUGAUUUCACCGUCAGAGUUCCACACUUGUUGUUCUCUGUAUCACCCCAAUUUUUAGUGGCAUUUUUGGAUGAUGGUGGACUGCUCGGAUUGAAACAAUUGAACGAUACUGACGUGGAACCCAUUUUAUUCAAUGAUAAUUCUUAUUUGCAAAGUAUUACUAGUUUGUUUUCUGGCAGGAAUUCUCAUAGAUCUGAAAAGGCAGUCAGCUGUAUUUUGUAUGAACAAAGAUACCUAGUCAUUUUGACUCAACAUUGUCAUUUGAGAAUAUGGGAUAUUACGACUUUCAGCUUGGUACAAGAUUAUGACUUUUCUAAAGAGCACCAUUUUGAAAAUGUAGAUAUAAGUUCCUAUGAAAACCCUGGUCGUUUUAUGUCGUUAUUCAGUAACUAUCUGAUGGUGUAUCUUCCCUUUGGGAAUGGUAUCUUUGAAAUAGGAACUUUGACUCCUGGUGGCAGAGGAAGAAUUAAUUUUACUAGUAAGGGGGUCUUUGCCGCCAAUCUUUCCUCCUCCUCUAUAUGGUCUCUGGUCGAUAUGACACUCCUCAAGCCUCUCGACCUCAAUUUGACCUACAGUUACGCUAAUCUAGUUGUAUUGUGGAAAAGUGGUACGGUAAGCAAAUUACAGAUCUUGAACAUUUUAGACCAGGACUUACAAGCCCAUGAAUGGAUAGAAGCGACGAAUAGAUCUCUAAGCGAUAUUGAAUCGGAACAAGACUUGAAUGUCAAUAGCGAUGCUGAAAAAGGCCUUUUUAAUUUGAAAUCUCGCUAUGAAUCACGUCUUUUUGAAAGAGCUCAGAAAAUCUUGAAUGAAAAUAACAUUAUAAUGCUCCCUGGUGAAUCAGAAUUAAUGGACUAUUUGGCCAAUUUAGAGACUGUUUUGAAAGACCUAAAGAGCAAGUCUGAUGAAGUAUCUUCUCUGACAAUCUAUAGGGAUGAGAUAAUUUUGGUUAACAGUUUGCAAAAAUACAACCAUUCAGUUUACAAGACCAAUACACCCCUGGAAAAUAUUUAUUAUAACAUCCACAGUGAAUUAAAUGAUGACGAAUUAACUAGAUAUUUGAAAACACUACAUGGGUUCUCCUCCACGAUAUCUAAGGAUGUGCUCAAGGAUGUUUCUGAAAGGUUCAUUGGAAUUGUAAGUGGUGCUGUUGCUGGGAAUUUAUCACCCAAUGAAAAAUUUACCGAUAUAUUCAAAACUUGCCUUGAAAACAAAUUCGAACUUUCCAAUUUAAAGCUUUUAUUCAAUGAGUUGAGCUCAUUUGAUAUCAUCCCUACACUGAAUGAAUUUAUUGAAAACAAUUUGGAACCCUCGGUGGUUAACCCCAGUGAAUUCGUGGAUUCGAUAACUAUGGAUAGUUUAGCAACUGUGGUCACAUUGGAAGGCCUGCGUCAACAAGUCACCAUUCAGCGUCACUUUGUUUUGCAGAUACUGUUAACUUUUGCCUUCCUAGAUUUCGAUUUUACGGCUUUUGAAAAACAGAUUACAUCUCUAUUGGACUACCAUUUUAAACAAUCUCUUUUCUUGGAAUUGUUCAACAUUGAUAAGUCAUUAUUGGCAAAGGAAUUGUUAACUAGAACUACAGAUCACGGGUGUGGUAUAAAUCUGCUGUCCUACACCGAAUUGCAUAAUUAUUUGAAAUAUGCACUAUCUGAAUUUUAUGAAAGCCCCAUAUCGAUGAGUCCCUAUUUCUUGGGUUUCUACAAAUCCUUCAUUUUAGAAUCUGGUGUUUCUAACAAGCAAAAUUUGCUCUCUCCUAAAUUUUUGUUACAAAACGUAGGUUGGCCAUUCCAUGUUCGUGGUAAUAAAGUACAAGAAUUUCUCAUAGCGACAAUCUUGUUUUCCUGUGAGCAAUAUGGUCAAGCAUUUGAUUAUUUCCAUUUGCAUGAUUAUCCUGAUACAAUUGCAGAUUCCUUACCUGAUUGUUUGAAAGAACUUCAAGACAACGAUUCGAGUAGCAUCUGGGCACCUUUGAUCUUUUCAUUCACGGUUCCUUACAAGCAUUCAAGUUUCGAAUACGAAUUGUCUCUACUUUUCGCAGAUAUUGGCAAUUAUGAAUAUGCUCUCAAAUCUAUCAAAAGAUCUAUCGAAUAUUCUAUGAAAGAUAUUAGCAUUGAUGAACCUCAUGAUUUCAAACAGGCUCAAAUAGUUCAAUAUUUGGAUUUACUUUUCUAUUUCGAUAUGUUUGCCGAAGCUCUCGAUGUAUUAAGAUUGAGCCCUGUUUUAUCACGAGAAGUGAAAACCAACUACUAUAGAUCAAUUUUGGAGAGUACACAACAAAGUGGGCCAUUUUUUGCUACGUUAUUAAAACUGUGUCAUUCUAAUGAUAAGGGUCCACUAUAUUUACCACCAGACGAUUACCAAAUAAUAGACAAGAUCAUAUUAUCACAUAGUAGAGAGAAUAAUUGGACUAAUUUGAAAAAACUCUACAGUUUCCGUGUAGUUAAUAAGCAUGAAAGAUCAGCAGUGGAGGCACUCUAUGAAUAUGUUCAAAAAGCAGGUUAUGAUCCUGAGACAAAGAGAAAAUGUUUUCUGUUGAUAAUCAAUACGUUAUCAACGUUUGACGAUGAACAAGAUCAGUGGUUGCUCAAUGGUUGUAAUAUUGUAACACUAGGUGAACUAAAAGCUGAACUCCGAAGGCUUUAA
Zygosaccharomyces rouxii is the source of this 3093-nucleotide messenger RNA. It is a transcript of the gene NUP120, whose product is annotated as Nup120p. Gene Ontology annotation, molecular function: structural constituent of nuclear pore. The record is from RefSeq and is a predicted model, not a curated record. Bases 1 to 3093 code for a protein of 1030 amino acids. NCBI's taxonomy places the organism in Eukaryota, Fungi, Ascomycota, Saccharomycetes, Saccharomycetales, Saccharomycetaceae. The transcript has a single exon. Gene Ontology annotation, cellular component: nuclear pore.